ACAAUAUCUUAGUCUCCUUCUUGGCUAAAAUAUUCUUUUAAAUUAAAUAAAACCCACGGAAUAAUAAAUAAAUAUCCAAACAUGAUUAAACUCGAGUGUUUCGACCCUUGAUCCAUUUAUCCCUUCAUUAAACAUGUUACUGGAGGUACCAUAAAAAUCACGAAUCUGCAAUGUAUAUGAACAAGACUUUAUCGUGACAUAUAGAAACAAAGCUUUUUCUGUGGUUAAAAUAUAAAACAUUGAAAUGUUUUCCAAGUCCUUAACUAGUAAGGAUACGUUCCUCGAGCAAACGAAGGCUGCCAGGGAAGAACGUGCGCUAGAGAAGAAACGGGAGACAUCAGCUAUUAAAAUCCAAGCAAUAGUAAGAGGAUGGCUUGCUAGACAGAAAUUUGUAAAAUUAAUACUGAAAGAAUUUGAUGAACUGCUCCCCGAAACAAACCCGCAUGGAUCACAAGAGGAACCAUCACCUGCAUUUGAGCUGAUCCCAGCGUUAGAUGUGUAUAAAGCAUCAUGUCGCUUAUUCUUAAUAUUUAAACAAACACGAGACAGAAAGAGAUUGGAGAAACUCUGUAAAUAUAUUGUACAAAGUCUGCACUCUGAUUCUGUUAAAUUUUCAUAUGUUGGAGUGUUUCUAAAUAAAGAAUACAGCUUGCAAUGGAUAGCACAUAUAAAGGCACUCCUUUACAAAUGUUGUUUAUAUCUAGAAGAACUGAAACCAGAAUCACCAAUAGACAUGCAGAGUAUCCUCAUACAUCUGCAUACACUAAUAGCAUUCACUGCAACCAACACUUGGGCACUCACAAGACUUAAGAACUUUGAUAAGCUCAGAGGUGGCAUGACACAAUUGUGUGCAAAUAUCAUGGGUUCUUUGUUUCAUAAAGGCUAUUAUUUAACAUUGAAGUCUUUAUUACUUCGGGGUUUGUGUCGUGAAAAAGUUAGCCUGAAAAAUAUUUCAUUAACUGCAAUAGUUACAUUAUCAUUGAGACCGCUCAUUUCCGCACAGUUUUCGGAGAAAUUGCUCACAAUGUAUAUAAUACAGAUCUUGUCUGUGCCGACACUAAUAUACCAUAUGCAGCAGAUAUCACCAGAGUCAAUUGCAGCAUUUCGUUCACAUGCCAUGUUCGACAAAUGCUUGGAAUUUUUGAGUACUGAUCAAAAUAUGCGUAUCGUUUUUAACACGCUAGAAGGGAAUUACGCAUUGUGUUUGCUGUCCAACUUAAUACAGAUGGCACAUUUAGAGAGAGAACAUGCGCUACCAGAGUCUUUUUAUCCCACUUUUGUGUUGGUGGUGACAAGAUUCCUCGACUCCUGUCAACAAUAUGUGGUUCUCAAGAAAAGUAAUCUAAGCAAUUGGCACCCUGUACUCGGCUGGUUUUCUCAAAGCUUUGAUGCAUAUUUACCUCCUGCUAUGGGAAAUCUACGCAACCAACUCGCUUUGUUAUGGGGAGGACCAUUACUCAAGAAGAUAAUGGCAACCCCACUUAAAGAAAUGGUUGAGGCUGGCGUGAGUAGUGAGGAAGGCGCUGGGCCAUCCCAGCCAUCCACUCCUAUACAAAGUAUGAACCCAGCGGCUUUGAUAAGGAGAGCUAUUGAAGCGAGGACUAGUAGUAUACUUUUCAGAUCUAGUUCCAGUAAGAACUUCAGGAGAUUGGGUUCACCAGACAGCACAAAGGCAGCGCUCAUCUGUUCCAUGUACCAUACCGCGCUGCAAACUAUGACGCAAGUUAAACUGGAUAUACUUACAGGUCUUUGCAAUCAAGAUGAAAUUUUAUAUUCUCUAUGGCAGUUUCUAUGCACGUUGGGACCAAACUGCGGCCUCAAGUCUUUCCUUGAUCUCUUAGCUGUUAAUACCAAGACUACUGCUCCGGAGUUUCAAAUGUUGAUACUAUUCGCGGAUUGUAUGACGCAUUAUGUUACUAUUUUGGAUGAUAUGGAAAUGUAUGAGCAACAAGAUCCAUUCAAAUUGGAAGAUUUUAUUGUAAUGUCGCAAUUUUUAAAUAUGUUCGUAUAUAAAUCUAUCAUGGGACAGUUAUUUGACCUGAAGAGUAUCAGCAGUAACGCGUUGUUCAGCUCGCUGCACACGCUGCUGCUGGCGCUGUACCGGCGCGACUGCAGACGGCCGUACGCGCCGCCGCAGCACUGGCUCGUGCGCGACAUCCGGGACAACCACUUCAUGGCUGACCUUGAGAAGGGCAAGAAGCCGCAACAGGUGUUAGUACAGAAGACACCGCAUAUGAUAGCGCACGGGGAACGUGUCAGAUUGUUUAGACGAGCAGUCGCCGAUGAAAAGGUGGUGCUGGGUCUGACGGAGCGCGCGUGCGUGUCGGGAGUGAGGUCGACGCUGGUGACGGUGCGACGCGCGCGGCUGGUGGAGGACGGGUACCGGCAGCUGGCGGCGCUGCCGGCGCGCGCGCUGAAGGCCGUCGUGCGCGUGCGCUUCGUCAACCAGCAGGGGCUCGAUGAGGCCGGCAUCGAUCAGGACGGCGUCUUCAAAGAGUUCCUGGAGGAGACGAUCAAGCGAGUGUUCGACCCCUCACUGAACCUGUUCCGUGUGACGAGUGAGGAGCGCCUGUACCCCUCCCCCACCUCCUGCCUGCAGGAGAACCAUCUCCAGCUCUUCGAGUUUAUAGGCAGGAUGCUCGGCAAAGCUGUAUACGAGGGUAUUGUAGUGGACGUGCCGUUUGCGUCGUUCUUCCUGAGCCAGGUGUUGGGGCAGACGCAGCAGGCGCUCUACAGCUGGAUAGACGAGCUGCCCUCACUCGACCGCGACCUCUACCGCAGCCUCACAUACAUCAAGCACUUCCAGGGUGACAUAUCAACGUUGGAGUUAACAUUUUCAGUAGAUGAAGAGAGAUUAGGUGAGAUUGUGACGCACGAGCUUGUGCCCGGCGGCAAGGCGAUACCGGUUACUAAUGAAAAUAAAAUAAACUACAUCCACAUGAUGGCACACUUCCGUAUGCACACGCAGAUCAAGGACCAGACCAAUGCGUUCAUCAAAGGUUUUCGGACAAUCAUCAAUCCAGAAUGGCUCUCCUUGUUCUCCACUCCUGAGCUGCAGCGGCUGAUAAGCGGCGACAAUGUGCCGCUGGACCUGCGCGACCUGCGCCGUCACACGCUUUAUUACGGCGGCUUCCAUGACUCUCACCGCGUCGUCUGCUGGCUCUGGGACGUGCUGCAGCGAGACUUCACCGAGCACGAGCGCGCCAUGUUCCUCAAGUUUGUAACAUCAUGUUCCAAGCCACCGGUACUAGGUUUCGCCCAUCUGAAGCCUCCCUUCUCCAUACGAUGUGUGGAAGUUGGUGACGAUGAGGACACGGGUGAUACAAUAGGAAGUGUAAUAAGAGGAUUCUUCACGAUAAGAAAGAAGGAUCCAUUGAACCGUCUGCCUACUUCAUCGACCUGUUUUAACUUACUCAAGCUGCCGAAUUAUCAGAAACGCAGCACUUUGCGUGAUAAACUGCGAUAUGCUGUUAACAGUAAUACAGGAUUUGAACUCUCCUAAACCACCUAGAUUACCUAAGAUAGUCUACAUAUCCUAACACUGUAGCCUUCACACUUUGGCCUUGGAAUCAUCUGUAAGAGGCCUUAAGUUAGUUUUUAAUGAUGAUUAAAGGUUUUGGGUUCUGUAUCAUAUGAAAUAUCCAACAAAAAGUAUAAACGGCGUCGAUAGCCUAAUGGUUAAGGGUACGGAUUUCCGACCACCAGGUCAAGGGUUCGAAUCCCGCCAUUCGACUAUUGUCG
Papilio xuthus (Asian swallowtail) is the source of this 3741-nucleotide messenger RNA. RefSeq names its product ubiquitin-protein ligase E3B. Bases 245 to 3502 code for a protein of 1085 amino acids. The transcript has 19 exons. Gene Ontology annotation, biological process: ubiquitin-dependent protein catabolic process; protein polyubiquitination. Gene Ontology annotation, molecular function: ubiquitin protein ligase activity; protein binding. The record is from RefSeq and is a predicted model, not a curated record. NCBI's taxonomy places the organism in Eukaryota, Metazoa, Arthropoda, Insecta, Lepidoptera, Papilionidae.